This is a messenger RNA of Salvelinus sp. IW2-2015, 1021 nucleotides long. RefSeq names its product tetratricopeptide repeat protein 24. Gene Ontology annotation, molecular function: protein binding. NCBI's taxonomy places the organism in Eukaryota, Metazoa, Chordata, Actinopteri, Salmoniformes, Salmonidae. The record is from RefSeq and is a predicted model, not a curated record.
AUGGACAUUGAGGAUCUCACAGCCUCUGGCCACAUUACCCUAAAGCAAGGGGACUGUGAAGAAGCCCUCAGCCUCUUCAAAAAGGCCUCCAAAGCUUCCAUAGAGCUAAAGGAGACCAGGGUCCAGCGGGCAUGUGCCUUUAACCUGGGAGCUGCCUACUUGGAGGCGGGUAAAGCCCUGAAGGGGCUGGACUUCCUGAAGCGGGCCCAGCCAGGAGAGAGGGGCGAGCGGAUAGCAGACCUCCAGUUCAACCUGGCCGUAGCCUAUGAGACCCUGGGGAACCACAGCCAGGCGGCUGGUCACUGCCUCCAGGCAGCCCAGCUGUACCGCUGCCAGGGGGACGGGGCCAGUGAGGGGGAGACCUGCAUGAAAAUGUCCCACUGUCACCUGCUCCUAAAGGACUGGAUCCAGGCAGCUCAGAGCUUCCAGAGGGCUGGGGAGAGCUACAGGAUGGCAGGCAAGCUGGACUCAGCCGCCACGGCCUUCAAAUAUGCAGGGAGUCACAUGCUCCAAUCAGAUGACUUCACCAUGGAUGAUAUCAUCACUGUGCUCACUGAUUGCCUUGAGCUGAGCAACAACAUCAAAAACCCAGAGUUGCUCGUCUUUCAGGUAAGGUGUACAAUGACCUGGGCCUGAGUUUCUCCCAGCUGAAGUUGUUCCAGGAGGCAGCCUGGUGCUAUGAGCGGGCCCUGCCCCUGGUCAGCACCAGGCCCAGCAGGCUUGCCGUGGUCCUACAGAACCUGGGAGCCGUUCACAACACACUAAGCCAGUACCGGCAGGCCCUGGACUACCACCGAUAGACAGCCAGCCUGCAUGGGUCUUUGGGCAGUCGUCGUGCUCAGGGCCGCUGCUUCAGUAACUUGGCCUUUGCCCUCAGUCAGCUGAGGGAGCAUGAGGAGGCAGCAGAGAACUACCUCCAAGCCCUGCAGGCCUUCAAAGACACUGGUACAAAAUCAAGUCCAACUUUAUUCUUUCUAAGAAUAAUAAUAAGCACAUUUGUCAUGUUGGAAGUGUGUUCUAA